Molecule: messenger RNA, 1507 nt
Organism: Aphis gossypii (cotton aphid)
Lineage: Eukaryota; Metazoa; Arthropoda; Insecta; Hemiptera; Aphididae
Exons: 3
Coding region: 121-1350 (409 amino acids)
Biological process (GO): signal transduction
Cellular component (GO): protein phosphatase type 2A complex
Molecular function (GO): protein phosphatase regulator activity
Source: RefSeq, a predicted model, not a curated record
AUAGUAAUAUUUAGAAGUAAAUAAGUGAUUCUUAAAUAGGUAACUAAUUUGCAAUCACUCAUAAAUAUAUAUUUUAAUUUUAAAGACAGUUUUAAAUUUAAAAACUAAAUUAAAAACAAUAUGGCGUAUUAUUAUGUCGAAGAUAUAGAUUCAUCUUUGAUUGUGGUGCAUAUGAUACAGACGUGUUCAAAAUACUUCCCUGUACCCACAGUCACCGAUGGAGAAGAUCUGCAGUAUAAACUUAGAACUUUGAAUAAAUUAUACACUAUGUGGAUUGAAGAACAAUUUAAUGACAGCUCGUAUCAGUCAGAAAUAUAUAAAAGAAUUUGCGAAAUGUUUUUUGAAAACGUGUUUCGGCAUUUACCACUGUAUUCUUAUACACCCGAUGGUGAAAUAAAUAUUGAAAUGAUGUGGGAAUUGAAACAGCUGUAUCCUGUUUACAAAGUAUUUGCAGCAUUUUUGAAUUUAAAGGGCUUUGACGAAGAAAAGCUAAUGCCAUAUGUAGGUAAAACAUUCAUUAAUGCUUUAAUACAAAGAAUGGACAAUAGUUGUAUGGAAACCGAAAGAGAUUGUGUGAAAAAAAUAUUAUUUUUACUGUUCGAGAAAGCUUUUUACUUGAAAAGACACAUACUUCAAGGCAUUAUAAAUUCGCUCUUAAAUUAUGGUCACAUAUCAAUCAACAUGGGCGUUAAAGAGUUAUUGGAACUAUUUAGAACUUUAAUGUAUCACAAACUGGUCAAGUCACCUAUAAUAGCUAAGGUGUUGUUGCCGUUGAUCAAGCAUAACGAGCUAUGCCAUUAUGCGGGACAAUUACAUGAGUGUUUUAAAACAGCUGUCCAUGAAGUGGAUGCUGGCUUGGGUGCAUGGUUCGUGGAUAACGUUAUCGGUCACUGGUCGGCGUCCUCGGCCGACGUGCCAUCGCUGUGCCAGACGUUGGCAGAAUUGUAUUUUCAAGCGUGUGACCAGAAGGGAAGACGUCAGACCCAUCAAAGUGUAGUCAGGCACAUUGUCAGCUGCCUGCUAAUGGCGGUGACUGUUGAUGGUACGACAGUAACCGCAUGUCUGGCUUACACUGAGUUCUGUGACCGGUUGAUCGACGACGCUGCAGCAAACGUUUGGGAAAAAUGCGACAACGGUGAAGCAAUGGAGCGGGUUGCCAAAGGAUUGAUCGCCAUCUAUCGAUACCAUAGUGAUUACAACUGUGUCGACUACUCCAGGCGCCUACUGAGGAGACUAGUCAACGAUGAACGACAUUUGGUCGGUGACGCCUGUCGACUAACUGUCCUGCAAGUUCUGAUUGAAGACCGGCCGCUGGCGAUGAUCGAAAACCUGGUCGAUAAUACGUUUUAAAACAUUUUUAAAUUAUUUUAAACACAUUUCAAAGUAUAUAAUACGAGUAUAAUCUUAAAAUCGGUGCAUGUUAAGUGUGAUUGCUUACUCCCGCAUUCAUAUUUUCAGAUUCAACAACGAUCAUGUUUAAAUUAAUAAAAUCAUGUCACAAUUCAAC